This is a messenger RNA of Taeniopygia guttata (zebra finch), 6644 nucleotides long. RefSeq names its product ubiquitin conjugating enzyme E2 O (gene UBE2O). NCBI's taxonomy places the organism in Eukaryota, Metazoa, Chordata, Aves, Passeriformes, Estrildidae. The record is from RefSeq and is a predicted model, not a curated record. Gene Ontology annotation, molecular function: ubiquitin conjugating enzyme activity.
CUCCCCUGCCCUCCCCCUCCCGCCGGCCGCGCGCUCCCGCUCACCGGCGCCAUGGCGGACCAGCCCGAGGAGGGGGCACCGGCACCACCGGCACCGCCGGCACCGGCACCCCCGGUUCCCCCCGCCGCGCUGCCCCUCUCCGCCCCGCCGGGCGGCUCCCAGCGCCUCCUCUUCUCCCACGACCUGGUGUCGGGCCGCUACCGCGGCUCCGUGCGCUUCGGCCUGGUGCGCCUCAUCCACGGCGAGGACUCGGAGGAGGACUCCGAGGAGGGCGGGCGCGGGACCACGGCCGGCGGCGCCGCCAGCUCGGGCGGCUCCGAGUCGGGAGGCCCCGGGGCCGGCGGCGGGGAGGACGGCCGCGCCAGCCCGCUGCGGCGGGGCUACGUGCGGGUGCAGUGGUACCCGGAGGGCAUCAAGCAGCACGUCAAGGAGACCAAGCUGAAACUUGAAGAUCGCUCGGUGGUCCCUCGAGAUGUGGUCAGACACAUGAGCUCCAGUGACAGUCAGUGUGGAACCGUAAUUGACGUCAACAUCGAGUGUGCUGUGAAGCUGGUGGGAACCAACUGCAUCCUUUACCCUGUCAACAGCAAAGACCUGCAGCAUAUCUGGCCUUUCAUGUAUGGUGACUACAUAGCCUAUGAUUGCUGGCUGGGCAAGGUCUAUGACUUGAAGAACCAGGUCAUCCUCAAGCUCUCCAAUGGAGCCAGGUGUUCCAUGAGCACAGAAGAUGGAGCCAAGCUGUAUGAUGUUUGUCCCCACGUCAGUGACUCGGGUCUAUUCUUUGAUGAUUCAUAUGGUUUUUAUCCUGGACAAGUCCUCAUUGGGCCAUCUAAAGUGUUCUCCAGUGUGCAGUGGCUCUCAGGUGUGAAGCCUGUUCUGAGCACAAAGAGCAAGUUCAGAGUGGUGGUGGAAGAGGUACAGGUGGUAGAACUAAAGGUUACUUGGAUCACUAAAAGCUUCUGUCCUGGAGGUACUGACAGUGUGAGCCCUCCUCCCUCGAUAAUCAGCCAGGAGAAGCUGUCCAGGGUAAAGCGUCUGGGGUGCUUUGACCAUGCCCAAAGGCAGCUUGGGGAAAGGUGCCUCUACGUGUUCCCAGACAAAGUGGAACCUGCAAAAAUCACCUGUGAAUGUCCAGAGAGGAACUGUGUCCUGGGUGAAGGGUCAGUAGCCAAAAAGGUGAGACGGCUGCUGAAGAAGCAGAUUGUGAAGAUCAUGUCGUGCUCCCCGGAGUCUCAGGGCACCAGUGAAGCCCCUGACAAAGAGUCUGCUGCAGCUGCUGACCAAAAAUCAGAAGAGCUUAAACCUGAAUCCAAGUGUGACCUGGAUGACUCUUCCAACAGUGCACCAAGUCCUGGAGAGAGAAAAGAGGAGCAGCCUGAGGAAACGGGGAAGGAGAAAGGAGGAACAGCAGCACGGCAGCAGCAGCCUCCUUUUCUCCUGAAGGAGGAAGGGCUGCCUGACUACCGGCUGCAGUCCAUGGAGCAGGAUGCUGAUGAUGAGGCAGCUGAUGACACUGAUGACACCAGUUCUGUCACCUCUUCUGCUAGCUCCACUGCCUCGUCCCAGAGUGGCAGUGGCACCUGCCGCAAGAAGAGCAUCCCGCUUUCCAUCAAAAACUUGAAGCGCAAGCACAAGAAGAAGAAGACCAAGGUUUCACGAGAGUUUAAGCCAGGAGACAGGGUUGCUGUGGAAGUGGUGACCACGAUGACUUCAGCUGACGUGAUGUGGCAGGAUGGCACCGUGGAGACAAACAUCCGCUCCAACGAGCUGAUCCCUGUCCAUCACCUGGACAACAACGAGUUCUGCCCCGGCGAUUUUGUGGUGGACAAAAGAGCUCAGAGCUGCCAGGAUCCUGGGUUGUAUGGAGUGGUGCAGUCUGGGGACCACAUCGGCCGUACCUGUGUGGUGAAGUGGUUCAAGCUGAAACCCAGUGGAGAUGAUGUGGAGCUGAUCGGGGAGGAGGAGGAUGUGAGCGUGUACGACAUCGCCGAUCACCCCGACUUUCGCUUCCGCACCACCGACAUCGUCAUCCGCAUCGGCAACUCGGACGGGGCCGCGGCCAAGGAGGACGAGCCUUCAGUUGGACAGGUGGCUCGUGUGGAUGUCAGCAGCAAGGUGGAAGUGGUGUGGGCUGACAAUUCCAAGACUAUCAUUCUGCCUCAGCACUUGUACAAUAUUGAAUCAGAAAUUGAGGAGUCAGACUAUGAUUCUGUUGACGGCAGCACCAGCGGGGCAUCCUCAGAGUGGGAGGAUGAAAGUGACAGCUGGGAGACAGAUAAUGGCCUCAUGGAAGAUGACCACCCAAGAAUUGAGGACUUUGAGCCUGAGGAACCAGCAGCAGAGGAGGUGAAAAAAGUAGAACAAGAAGUCCAGGGAGCUGUGGCUAUGGCAGUUGCAGAUCUUGCUACAGAGAAAGCUGGCAAGGAUGGAGCCCCAAAGAGCUUCCGGGAACUAAAGGAGGCCAUCAAGAUCUUGGAAAGCCUGAAAAAUAUGACUGUGGAGCAGCUGCUGACUGGCUCUCCCACCUCCCCAACUGUGGAACUGGAAAAACCCACUCGAGAGAAGAAGUUCUUGGAUGAUAUUAAAAAGCUGCAGGAAAAUCUAAAGAAGACCUUGGAUAAUGUAGCUAUUGCUGAGGAGGAAAAGAUGGAAGCCAUGGUAGAGACGGAGAAGAAGGAAGAAAAAGCAGAGGCACAGACACCAGUGAGGUCAGAGUGGCCCAGUGAGACACCAGUGCUCUGCCAGCAGAGCGGAGGGAAGCCUGGAGUCACCUUCACCAGUGCCAAGGGAGAAGUGUUCUCUGUGUUGGAGUAUGCUCCAGAUUCCCAUGCCUUCAAGAAAAUGGAGUUCCAGCCUCCAGAAGCCAAGAAGUUCUUCAGCACCGUGCGGAAGGAGAUGGCUCUGCUGGCCACCUCCCUGCCCGAUGGCAUCAUGGUGAAAACCUUCGAGGAUCGAAUGGAUCUCUUCUCAGCACUUAUCAAAGGGCCCACACGCACACCCUACGAAGAUGGCCUCUUCCUCUUCGACAUCCAGCUCCCCAACAUCUACCCCGCUGUCCCGCCUCUCUUCCGCUACCUCUCCCAGUGCAGUGGGAGGCUGAAUCCCAACCUGUACGACAAUGGCAAAGUGUGUGUCAGCCUCCUGGGCACCUGGAUAGGCAAGGGGACAGAAAGGUGGACCAGUAAAUCCAGUCUCCUUCAAGUACUCAUCUCCAUCCAAGGUCUGAUCCUGGUGAACGAGCCCUACUACAACGAGGCCGGCUUCGACAGCGACCGGGGGCUGCAGGAGGGCUACGAGAACAGCCGCUGCUACAACGAGAUGACGCUGAUCCGCGUGGUGCAGUCCAUGAUGCAGCUGCUGCGCCGGCCCGUGGAGGUCUUCGAGCACGAGAUCCGGGAGCAUUUCCGCUGCCACGGCUGGCGCCUGGUGUCCCGCAUCGAGUCCUGGCUGGAGACCAACGAGCUGGUGGAGCGCAGCCACGAACAGGCCAACGGGGCGGAUUCCGCCUCCCUGGUGAGCCCCGGGGAGCGCGGCCCGGAGCCGGGACCGGCCGCUGAACUGUCCCUGUCCGACCCGGCGCUGGACGCGCAGGAGGAGCCGGACGAGCCGGAGCUGCUGAGCGCCGCGCCCGGCACCGGUGACCUCCAACAGUUCUCGGACUCGGAGAGCACGGGCCAAGCCAGGGGGGACCUGGCCAGAGACCGAACGGACGAGGGGAAGGCUGCCCAGGACUCUGCCUCGCAGCCCAGCGUGAAACCAAAGAAAAGGAGAAAGAGCUACAGGAGUUUCCUGCCGGAGAAGAGCGGUUACCCUGAUAUCGGGUUUCCCCUCUUCCCUUUGUCCAAGGGGUUCAUUAAAAGCAUCCGCGGUGUCUUGCAGCAGUACCGGGCUGCCUUAGCAGGGGCCAACAUCCCAGAGUGGACAGAGGACAAAUAAACCAUCAGGUUAGGGACAGGCAGGUGCAGGGGAGAAGGGAAAGCAGCAGAAAGUAAAUUGGCAAACGCUGUUAAUCAAUCAACUGGCUUCUCCUUCCAGCUUUUCUUCCUCAGCUUGGUUUGUUCCAAAGAAGGUGGUAGGCCUGACUGCUCCUCUGAGGAAAGGUUGUUUAAGCAUGAAUAACUCUUUGUCCCCAACUCCUCUUCCUUCCCCCUGUCCCAUGUACAUGCUCUUCUUGCAAGUUUGACCCUGCAAUGGUAAGAUUUGAGACCUGCACAGAAGCAGUCUUGCAGCCACUUUCCCUCUGCACUUUCAUCUUGGGGCACCUUUUCACACAAGGACUCUUCCCACCCAGCACUACACCCAGCAGUUUGUUCUGGUGGGGUUCCAGCCAGGAGAAGGGAUUGCUGUAGUUUCUGGAAAUGAAGGGCAAUGUCCUCCCAGUCUUUUAUUUUUCUUGGCAUUCCCAUGGGUUCUAUGAAGUCUAGCCCAGCUUAUCUGUACUUAGACAUUGGAUUGUGUUUGCAUUGGAGUUGUCUACACCAUAUGGAGUUGCUCUAGUCUUAGUUGUUCACCCAUAGCUACGAGGUUCUUCCAGUUGGGACUGGUAGGCAGGGCCAGAGCCCUGCACUGGCACUUGUGCUGCCCUGGGAGUGCUGCAGACUUUCCAUCCAGUUCUGCAACUUCCAGCUCAGUCUCCUGGAGGCAGGUCUAGCCAUCCCCACUUCCUUUUCUCCAGAGUGAGGCAAACUUCCCUUUCCCCACCAUGCAUGCCUGUCUUCUAGAAGUACAUGGGAUUCAGGGUCCUGUCCUUGUUACUUGCUUAGAUAUCUUUUGUUCCCAGCCAUCCCGGCUGUCACACAGCACUACACCCACCCUGGAUCCCAGCGAGUGAUCCUGGGGCCAUUGCAGCUCUGGAUGAGCCUGGUGUGGCUGCUGCUCCCUCAUCCAGCUGUACAGGGGUGUGAGGAGCCAGGGCCACCCCAGGGGAGCCGUGUCAUGUUGUGGCAGCACCAGUUAGUGCCAGUUCCUGCACUGUUACACAGUGCUGCUCUGGGAAUCCAUCCCUGCUCCCUGCCACGCUGCUGCUGGAUGCUCAGGGCAGCCUGAGCUGUGACCGUGGGCACUUUGAGGCAGUGACUUCAGAGUCCCCUGGGCACGUCCCCUCCCUGAGGCCUCUGGUGCUGUCUGCCCACACCUUCACUUGGAGCUGGGCACUCCCACUCCAGCCCUGCCGCUUUGCCCGGUGCUCAGGCGCUGGAGAGGCACCCACGGGGAGCACAGUGUGUCAGGGAGAGUCCUUCCAGCGGGGCAGCGGUGCCAGCCGUGCCAGGGAGGAGUUGGGCUGAGCACACGGCUCUGCCAGAGGUAAGGAUGGAGCCAAAGCUCUCCUUUGCUUUUGCUCUUGCUCAGUGUGGCUGCAGUUAUAAACAGAGAACAGCAGGAGGAAACCAGCACAUUGGUGCAGUGAUUUUUGCUCCCACCAGCCCAAAUCCAGCCCCCCUGCACCCCCACCCUCCCCAGCUCCUGUUCUCUCCUAUGGCCCCUGAUGCUCCUGAGCCAGGGGCUGGCUGCACAAAGCCUUUCUCAUGUCCCCAUCCACCAUUGGGAUUUUGGAAGACACAUCCUUCUCCUGGAGCUCCAGAGGAUGCAGGGCUUGGCUGUGCUGAAGAGGUGCUGGGAGCCGUGGGCAGGGCAGGCUGGAGCUGUCCCCACGGCCACGGGAGUGAAUGGAUCCCUUUGAGGGGAGCACGGCAGUGUCUCAGGGCUGGGGGCAAGAGGUGAGGCACUGCUCCAGGCCAGGGAAGAACAGGCAGAGGCUGAUUCCAGGCACAACCAUGUUUGUGAUCCGGACACUGACACCCUCUGUCCCCAGAGCCCGGCUGUGACUGCUCCAUCACCCACAGGACCAGGGAUGGAGGGAGGGAGAAACCCACUGGGGAUGGAGGAGCUGUCGAGUUCCCCUUUUCCCCUCCUUUACUCUGCAGCUCUCAUCUCACAGGGCAGGCACCACGUCCUCCCCUUAGCCCAAAAAGUCUCUGAUCCUACACAAGAGCUUUUGCACAGGCUGGGCUCCCUCUGAGGAGGGGGAUGUUGGCCUGGAAGGGGACACUGCUCCCGUGGCACUGCUCGCUCUCUGCAGCUGUCCCAAACCCAAGCGUGCACAGAGGUUUACAAAUUUUCUAAAGCUUUUGAUAAUGUGAAGCUCCUGGGUGAUGAGGUUGGUGGUGAGCACACUGCAGCUAUGUAAUUUUUUGUGUAUGUAUGUAAUAUUUAAGGGUAACAAAAUUUAAAAGGCUAAAACCUUAAAAAAAAAAAUCUAAAAACACACAAAAAAAGCCAAAGCAUGAUGCAUAUUGUUAGCCUUAAAACUGGCUACACGACUGUGUGAUGUACAAAUGAGAGCAGCCUGUAACUGUUUUAAGUGCUGGGGACGGGGAAGAAGCAUUACAAAAUCAGUUUGUAGCCUUGAUUCUGUACAGUAUUUAAUGAAUAAAAAACAAACCUGACUAUUGAGGCCAUGCUUAGAGGUGUGUCGUUCACGUGCAGAUGUGGAUGCUUGGUUGCUUAUGAUAUAUGUAUAAAGUGCUGUGUGACCAUUAAAACUUUUUUUACCUGCAGAAUUUUUUUUUUUUUUUUUGUUUGGCUAACCAAGGUGUAAUAAAGGAGGGAAGAUGACUUGCCAUUAAAUUUUGCCUCUGUGAGUA